UGAUGUAACGUCUAUUUCCUGGUCGGCAAGGGUCACACAUGAUUCCUGGGUCCCGGUGGAUGGAGACCGGUUGUUGAGUGUCAAAAUCUGAAUCUGGAACCUUAAAGAACUGAAGAAGGAUGCUUCGAACACUCUUUCGGACAGGUGGCGCUCUGUUGCAGCAAUCCCAGCGAAGGGCACCAAGACUGUGGGUGACACCUGCUCAACAGCGAUGGGCUUCCAGCCUGCCGAUGAAUACGAUGGUGCUGUUUGUGCCACAACAAGAAGCCUGGGUGGUGGAACGAAUGGGUCGCUUUCAUCGGAUCUUAGAGCCGGGUUUAAAUUUCCUUAUACCUGUGCUCGACCGGAUUCGCUAUGUGCAAAGUCUUAAAGAAAUUGUCAUCGACGUCCCAGAGCAGUCUGCUGUUUCGCUUGAUAAUGUAACUUUACAGAUCGAUGGGGUUCUUUAUUUAAGAAUCCUUGAUCCUUUCAAGGCCAGUUAUGGUGUUGAGGAUCCAGAAUAUGCAGUCACACAGUUGGCACAGACCACCAUGCGUUCAGAACUUGGCAAGCUGACACUGGACAAAGUAUUCAGGGAAAGAGAAUCCCUUAACUUAAACAUAGUCCACUCCAUUAACCAAGCGUCUGAUGACUGGGGCAUCCGGUGUCUUCGUUAUGAAAUCAAAGAUAUACAUGUUCCGCCUCGUGUGAAGGAGUCAAUGCAGAUGCAGGUGGAGGCUGAACGUAAGAAGAGAGCUACUGUUCUGGAGUCAGAGGGAACAAGGGAGGCAGCCAUUAAUGUGGCUGAGGGCUGUAAACAAGCUCAGAUUCUGGCCUCUGAGGGUGAAAAAGCUGAGCAGAUCAAUAAAGCCACAGGUGAAGCACAAGCAGUUCUGGCCAAAGCUGAAGCGAAAGCAAAAGCUAUCCGAAUGCUCUCUGAUGCACUGACUGAGCAGAACGGGAAUGCUGCAGCGUCUCUCAGUGUCGCUGAGCAGUAUGUGGCUGCUUUCUCCAACCUUGCCAAACAAACCAACACAGUCCUCCUACCGUCAAAUACUGGCGAUGUCCCUGGCAUGGUCACACAAGCGAUGACCAUUUAUAGUGCUCUGGCAAAGACGACAUCCAACCAAACACCGUUUGCAGUUGAAGAGAAGAGUGAAGAGAACAACAAAGAGACGUCUAAAGAUUGAGGAAAAUUCAAAUAUGAAAUUGAAAUAAAUAUGAAUGUUUAAAGGUGAAACUGAUGAAGUAAUUUAUGUUAUGAGAAUACCAGUUGGGACAAGAACAAAAUAUUUUGUAGGAUUUAUAUUUUUCACGUAAUUUUCCUCCUUUUGUUUGCGCUGAUUGGCUUUGCAAAUAAAAAUUACUGAUAGGAACAUUGAUGCAGGGUUGUUCCACCUGUCUUCUGCGUUAUUGGGACCAGAGACUUUUCACCGUGUAAUAUACCCGCAAUAAAGAGAGUUGCGGUUUCCCAAUUGCACCUGUUAAAUCUAACUGUAGCUAUCGAGAGAAGUUAAAGUAAAUGCUUGUCAUAUUGGUGGUAUUUCUUUUUUUUCCUCCAAGAUGACAAAAUGUUUGAAAAUAAAAUUGAAGUCCCGAAAAGUUGUGGCUUACGAUUUUGAUGAGGGUGUGGAAUUUUUUUUAAUGCACUUGUUUGAA
This is a messenger RNA of Synchiropus splendidus (mandarinfish), 1638 nucleotides long. RefSeq names its product stomatin (EPB72)-like 2 (gene stoml2). The record is from RefSeq and is a predicted model, not a curated record. The transcript has 10 exons. Bases 120 to 1169 code for a protein of 349 amino acids. Lineage: Eukaryota; Metazoa; Chordata; Actinopteri; Syngnathiformes; Callionymidae. Gene Ontology annotation, cellular component: membrane.